AGCCCGGUCUCCCGGAGUAGGUUAUGUUGAAACGGCAUAGAAAAGGUGGAGGAGGACGGUGGAAGGAGUAGCAACUUUCUCUCUUUCUCACCAACUUUAUGAGGAGUUGUCGCCUGGGGUUUUGCAUGGCUGAAUGGGCUUGAGUCUAUUCCUCAAUACGCACUUGGAUAUUACCUAACCCUGGUCAGUUUAAGUUUUAGGUUGUUCUUUUGGGGAUCUUUUGUCGCUUAUGGACUUAAUGCGUUCUGAUUUAAUGUGAGACUGAGAGGAGAGACGUGGAAGUGAGGCACAAUAUAAUCUGCACUGGUUUACGUUGUCGCCAUGUCCAUGCUUCCGACGUUCGGUUUUACGCAGGAGCAAGUGGCGUGUGUUUGCGAAGUCCUCCAACAAGGGGGGAACAUUGAGCGGCUGGGGCGCUUCCUCUGGUCGCUCCCGGCGUGCGAACACCUCCACAAAAACGAGAGCGUCCUCAAAGCGAAAGCCGUAGUCGCCUUCCACCGGGGGAACUUCCGAGAGCUUUACAAGAUUUUGGAGAGCCAUCAGUUUUCGCCGCACAACCACCCGAAGCUGCAGCAGCUGUGGCUCAAAGCGCACUACAUCGAGGCAGAGAAGCUGAGAGGCCGCCCGCUCGGCGCCGUGGGGAAGUACCGCGUCCGGAGAAAGUUCCCCCUGCCCCGCUCUAUCUGGGACGGUGAAGAGACAAGCUACUGCUUCAAGGAGAAGAGCAGGAGCGUCCUCCGAGAGUGGUACACCCACAAUCCUUAUCCGUCUCCGCGGGAGAAAAGAGAGCUGGCCGAGGCCACGGGACUCACCACCACGCAGGUCAGCAACUGGUUCAAAAACCGACGACAGAGAGACCGAGCAGCAGAGGCAAAGGAAAGAGAAAACAACGAGAACUCCAACAGCAAUAGUCACAACCCACUGACUUCUUCUAUGAAUGGAAAUAAAACUCUAUUGGGGAGCUCGGAUGACGAUAAAACACCCUCGGGGACGCCGGAUCACACGUCUCCGAGCCCGGCUCUGCUCCUCGGCUCGAACACCGGUUUACAGUCUCUGCACGGCCUCGCGCCGCCGCCGGGACCCAGCGCCAUCCCGGUACCGAGCGGUGCAGACUCGGUGCACCAUCACCACUCAUUGCACCAUGACACCAUACUGAACCCUAUGUCUUCUAAUCUAGUGGACCUUGGCUCUUAAAAAAUACGGCACAGAAAGGGGACAGAGAAGAGCACAGAUUUUUUCGUUUUUGUUUUUUUUUUCUUUUUCUUUUUUUUUUUUUUUUUGAAAAGUAAUUUACAAGGUGGCGUGAGACGAGUUUCAAGCACUUGCGGCAAAGUGCAAGCAGACAGACUGGAACACUGCGAAAACAGCCACCGUAACAAAUCAUUUAGUCUCAUAUUCAACCUUUAAAGUCUUUUUAAACAAGUGGGAUAAAUCUACCAAUGGGCGCAGUAACCUCCACUUAUCCCCAAAUUAAACUUCUGCUUGUUCCGAGGAUUUUCUGGAAACAAGUGUCAAGGCAGAGCACUUAAGAAAUAUACUGAGAACAGUCGCCAUUUUUCUCACCCUGUUGGUAUAUUUUCUCUUAAAUUCACUUAAGGACAAUGUAGCUCGAAAUAUUAAUAGAUUUGAGAUUAUAUGACUUGUUAAGACGGAUCAUUUUUGCAGUUGUGGUGCUUAACAAACAAAAGGUGAGGUGGAUCUAGGUCGUUUUAGUUAAAAAAAAAAAAAAGGACAGAAAGAAGGACAGAAAGAAAGGAGAAAAAAGAAAAAGUAUUUUACCGGAAUGUAAUAACGUUACAUGUUAUAUUGUUGAAAACAAUAACAAUAAAAUGUCUUAAUUCUUGUUACUAUUACCGUUGUUAUUUUAGGGGUUUAGAUAUAUCAACAGACUCUAUAGGCACCGAGUUAAAGGUACCCCAUCGCCUUUUUGUUUACAUAGUUUUCCAAGAGAGCCAUAAGCAAUUAACUUUUUUUUUUUUUUUUUUUUUUUCCCCCAGUGGGGGUGGGGGGUUGGGGGGUGAUGGGGUAUGAUGAUCUUCUCAAGUGUCUUAUAAGAGCCGUGAUGAGAUGCAAUAUCUUAAUCUCUUCAUAUUAUUAUUAUUAUUAUUAUUAUUAUUUGCAUUUUCAUUUGGAAAGAGACUGCAUGUAAACUUUGCGAUUACUGAUGAAACAUAAAACGAUUCACCUAUAGUUUCAUAUACCCUUUACAAUAAAAGAAAAAGAACUACAUGGAUUAAAAAUCGAGGAUUUGUUUGAUUCUGAAUGAUUAUUGACAUUUUUGCAGGAAAUCAGUUUUGUCUUUAUAGUUUAUCUCCUGCGGGUCACCUCGUUACCUGUUUAAAAGCACUCAAGCUGGGUGACACUAAAAAUAUUUAAACAAAGCAAAU
This is a messenger RNA of Toxotes jaculatrix (banded archerfish), 2387 nucleotides long. It is a transcript of the gene six2a, whose product is annotated as SIX homeobox 2a. The transcript is spliced from 2 exons. The record is from RefSeq and is a predicted model, not a curated record. The coding region runs from base 322 to 1194 and encodes 290 amino acids. Gene Ontology annotation, cellular component: nucleus; transcription regulator complex. Lineage: Eukaryota; Metazoa; Chordata; Actinopteri; Toxotidae. Gene Ontology annotation, molecular function: DNA-binding transcription factor activity, RNA polymerase II-specific; RNA polymerase II cis-regulatory region sequence-specific DNA binding. Gene Ontology annotation, biological process: regulation of transcription by RNA polymerase II; kidney development.